Molecule: messenger RNA, 1083 nt
Organism: Zasmidium cellare ATCC 36951
Lineage: Eukaryota; Fungi; Ascomycota; Dothideomycetes; Mycosphaerellales; Mycosphaerellaceae
Exons: 1
Coding region: 1-1083 (360 amino acids)
Source: RefSeq, a predicted model, not a curated record
AUGGCGAACGUCGAAGUUGACUCGGCGCAUAAGCCGCCUACUACCAUCCUCACUCUUCCUCAAGAACUGCAAGACGACAUCCUCGACCGCGUCCUACUCUCCACGACCGUCCACAUCGAGGAAGGCACGCGCCGCGACUUCUCACCCGACGACGAGGACAUGUUUGGUCCCCUCAAGCGGAAGCUGACCAAUACCGACAUAUCUCGCUUGUCUGACCUCCCUCACGAGAUCGCAUCGCUCAAGCUCGUUUGUCGUCAGUUCGCAAAGACGGUUGGCGGCAAGUGGCAUUCCAAGGUCACCUAUCACUUCCCGUCCACCAUCUCCUUCAUCGACAUUCUACGCCAAUGGCCAGCCAGCAAAGUUAGCUCCCUCCGCUAUGCCUAUAUACGCAACUUCGACUGCAUUAUCACGAACGAUUACGGCUUCAUGGGCAUGGACAUUAGCAGUGCCCUCUCCUUCUUCCCUGGCCUACAACUCGACACUCUGACUGUUGACAACAUGGCUCUGGCUCCCUCUGGCCAGAAUGUCGCCAAUCGUGACGCUGGGUACUCCAUCAUCCACUUCGAGCUGGAGCGACUGCCCUUCACCAAUGGCUGGAAGACCCUCGAGUACCUCUCCGGACCACUUUGUCUCCUUCCGUCCCAGCAGCGCGAGUCGGAGGCUAAGGUAGCACAACACAAGACUGAGAAAGAAGAGUGCGACUUUCACCUCGACAUCGUGGGAACGGUCCGCCCUCAGCUCGGUCAUCUCGCCGAAUUUCGCGAGCGCAUUGCAGACGGCUCUGGUGUCCCGCCUUGGGUGGCCGCUCAACUGGUGGAGUUGGACGAGUGGUAUGCGAAGCACCCAGAAGCCGGCAAGCCGGGCGAAUUCCCAGCGAAGGAGGUCAAGGAGGUCAAGGAGGUCACGGUCCGUGUUCAGCGCGGAAGCAAGGCAAACUACGCAGAAGAUGGGUCGGGCUCGCACAACUCCGACGAGGAACUGUUGAGGAGCUCGAAUUGGAUGGAGGUGAGGAAGGGUGAGGACAAGAUCAUCGACGAUAGCAUGCACACGCCAUUCCGUAGCCGUGCAGAGCAGCUGAAGUAG